Scaptodrosophila lebanonensis is the source of this 1539-nucleotide messenger RNA. RefSeq names its product sodium channel protein Nach (gene ppk3). The record is from RefSeq and is a predicted model, not a curated record. Bases 1 to 1539 code for a protein of 512 amino acids. Gene Ontology annotation, biological process: sodium ion transmembrane transport. NCBI's taxonomy places the organism in Eukaryota, Metazoa, Arthropoda, Insecta, Diptera, Drosophilidae. Gene Ontology annotation, molecular function: ligand-gated sodium channel activity. Gene Ontology annotation, cellular component: membrane. The transcript is spliced from 7 exons.
AUGGCACAUUGGCGGUCGUAUGUCAACAAAGUUUUGGUGAGAACAUGGAAUAUAAUUCAAGUUAUUGGCAUAGCUCUGCGUAUAAUUUUCAAACAUUUGAGAGUCCGAGUGGUAGAAAUAGCCUCACAGGCCGGUGCAGCGACGAGUUUGCUGGCAAUUAGCUUGACAGUAAACCGAAGGUUACAUCCAUGCGAGAGGCUAUUAUGGCUUUUGAUCUUACUGCUCAGCAUUUAUACUGCCCUCAUGCUGAGCGAUUUGCAACGUCAACGUUUCUUAACAUCGCCCACUGUAAUAUCUGUUGAUCGGGACUAUAGAGGCUGGAAUGGUUCGCUGCCUGCGGUGACUUUGUGUUACUACGAUCAUAUCGAUUCGUUUAAGGCCAACGAAUUUAUACAGGAUAUCUGGAAUGUGUCCAUAGUUGAUGAGGACUAUUUCUUUUUCAUGGACUUUCUUUAUGCCGUUGUCAAUGCCACGACCAGCAACUAUGCGGACAUUGCCAAAUAUGCGGAGGACGAGCGUUUUGAUCAGAUCGACUUGCACGAAAUGAUACAGCUAAUCGAUCGACCCUUCGAGCAGCUCAUCAGCAGCUUCGAUGCCAAUUUCCGGGUACAGGUGCAGCAGGUGAUGACGGAGCGCGGUCUGUGCUACGCCAUUAAUGCACCCAUGGCAGAGGUGCUUAAUGGAAAGCCCGUGAUAUACGAACAGAUGCCUUUGCCGCUGUCCUGUCAGUAUGGCAAGCAGCAGUGCUACAUUCGUAUGGAUCUUUAUGAGAGCACAGGCGUAAUCGACGUGCACUCACCAUUUGAAGUGUCAGCCACGCAUGCCAAUAUCAUUCCUUUGCACACAUCGGACGAAAUAACGGCCUCGUUCAAAGUGCUAGAAACUGUUGCUUCCAAAAACUUGCGUCAGUUGAGUGUGGCACAACGUAAAUGCGUGUUCAACGAUGAGGAAACCUCCUAUCUUAAGAUAUAUAGCAAGUCGGUUUGCCUGGCGCGUUGUCGUGCCAUCAUGGCCUUGGAAAUGUGCAACUGUGUGCCGUUCUUCUAUCAGUUUGUGGAUGGACCCAGCUGUAGUCCAGCAGGCUUUGAGUGUCUGCUUGAUUUCAAGUGGCCUAUUUGGGCACUACAUAUAUGCAAGUGUCCGUCGACCUGCACAGAGAUUGAGUAUACCAUGCAAACGGUGAAAAAGAGCUCAUGGGGUGUAAAGAACAAUGACGAUGGCAUGGGUAGUGAUACGGCUACAUCUAGUUUUCGCUGGGAUCUGAUACCGCCCAAGGUGCGAAUGCGUCGCGAUGUGGUGUUCAGCUUUGAGGAUCUCAUUGUUUCUUUCGGCGGUGCCAUGGCCUUUUUCGUAGGCGUCAGCGUAAUGGGCCUGGUUCAAAUGUGUCAUGUCAUAUUGUACAAUGUUCUACGGGAUCUUUUCAAACUGCUGAGAUGCAUUUUGGCCUACGGCCGCAUUUUUCGACAGCGCUAUAUAAAACCGCCAACAAUUUCAUUGGAGGCCACAACGGAACUACCACCAUUCGAAUAUGUGAAUUAG